Molecule: messenger RNA, 3369 nt
Organism: Fukomys damarensis (Damara mole-rat)
Lineage: Eukaryota; Metazoa; Chordata; Mammalia; Rodentia; Bathyergidae
Gene: Jam3
Product: junctional adhesion molecule 3
Exons: 9
Coding region: 8-994 (328 amino acids)
Biological process (GO): cell adhesion; angiogenesis
Molecular function (GO): protein homodimerization activity; protein heterodimerization activity
Source: RefSeq, a predicted model, not a curated record
UGGGCGCAUGCGCGGGCCGGGGAGCCUAGCUGCUCACCCUAGCCCCUCAGCUCGGCUCGACAUGGCGCUGAGGCGGCGGCCGCUUCUUCGGCUCCACACGGGGUUGCGCGACUUUUUCCUGCUGUUGCUUUUCAGGGGCUGUUUGGUAGGGACAGUGAAUCUCAAAUCCAGCAACCGGAACCCAGUGGUACAGGAGUUUGAAAGUGUGGAAUUGUCUUGUAUCAUCACGGAUUCACAGACCAGCGACCCCAGGAUCGAGUGGAAGAAAAUUCAAGAUGACCAGACCUCAUAUGUGUUUUUUGAAAACCAAAUUCAAGGGGACCUAGCAGGCCGUGCAGAGAUACUGGGGAAAUCCUCCCUAAAGAUCUGGAAUGUGACACGCUUAGAUGCAGCCCUCUAUCGAUGUGAGGUGGUUGCUCGAAAUGACCGCAAAGAAAUUGAUGAGAUUGCCAUUGAGCUAAUUGUACAAGUGAAGCCAGUAACCCCUGUCUGCAGAGUACCAAAGGCUGUCCCUGCAGGCAAGAUGGCAACGCUGCAGUGCCAGGAGAGCGAGGGCCACCCUCGGCCUCACUACAGCUGGUACCGUAAUGACGUGCCACUGCCGACGGACUCCAGAGCCAACCCCAGAUUCCGAAAUUCCUCUUUUCUCUUAAACUCUGAAACAGGCACUCUGGUUUUCAGUGCUGUUCACAAGGAGGACUCUGGGCAGUAUUACUGCAUUGCUUCUAAUGAUGCAGGUUCAGCCAGAUGUGAGGAGCAGGAAAUGGAAGUCUAUGACCUGAACAUUGCUGGCAUUAUUGGAGGGGUUCUGGUUGUCCUUGCAGUCCUGGUCCUGAUAACACUGGGCAUUUGUUGUGCAUACAGACGCGGCUACUUCAUCAACAGCAAAGAGAAUGGAGAGAGUUACAAGAGCCCAGGAAAGCCCGAUGGCGUUAACUAUAUCAGGACAGAUGAGGAGGGUGACUUUAGACACAAGUCAUCGUUUGUGAUCUGAGACCUGGGAGUGGUGUGGCCAAGAGCACAUGCAGAUACCUCUCCUAGAAACUCCUGUCAAGGGAGCCACGAGCUGUACGUGCCUGGAUGAAGCAGACACUCAUGCAGAAGCUUUUUAUUUUGGCCAAAGUUGACCACUUGACUCCUUUCUUCUCUAACAAGCCACAUGAAUAAAAGAACCUUCCUCAAGAUGGGCAUGGUAACCACCAGGAAAAGAAUGAGCUCACCAAUUUGCUCCCCAGUCCACUGCUGGCCCAGUCCCUCUGUGGGUAACAGGUGAUCUCAAAGUCCCAAGCCACACACUAUGGGCCUGUAUCUGCUACUGGCUGUUCAGCAGCCAGAGUAAGAGCUGUUGCAUGUUUGGAUGAGGUGUUGCAGUGGUAGCAGCAGCAUCACUGUGAGCACUGGAAAAGGGUUUGCAUGUAGAUUUUGUCUGUGGGCCUGACCCUCCUGCAUGCUUUUCUUCAGGCUCUGGUGAUGGGUGUUGUCCAUCUUGUCAGAUCUGUAUUUGGUAAAGAACCAAAUGGGAGGCUACAUAGCUUGCUGGAAGAGGGCUCUUCUCUGAGGACUCUGCUUGUCCAAGAGGCUAUAGGAUUUGAGGAAACCCCUUUGUCUUAGGCAAAGUCUGUAAUGGUACUGAAAAAAUGCUUUUCUAUGGGUCUUGCUUAUUUUAUAACAUUUUACAUUCUAAAUUUUUGCUAAAGAUGUAUUUUGACUAUUGAAAGGAAAAUUUCUAUUUAAACUGUAAAUAUAUUCUCAUACAUUGUUUAAAAACUUAUUUUUUUAAGAGUUCAACCUAAAAUGGAAGUUCCAAGCUACUAGUGGUUAACUGAAAAAAAUCCAUAAUUCUUUUGCCCAAGGAAUCCUCUAAAGUUGGCUUCCUGGAAUGUUCCUUUAUGCAUCCAAGUUUUAGCAUUUUCAUAAGAAAACUUAGGCCAUCUGUACUUGAGACCAUUGUUAUUGAAGAAACCUUUAAAUAUUCCAGCUCAGCCAUGUGGACGUCUUUUUGCAUAUUUCCAAAAGAAAGCCAGGGAGCUAGAUCAGCUUUGUGCUGCCUAUUCCUGAGGUCACUAAAGCUCCUGUGCCCUGAAGCAGACCACAUUGAUGGACUCUUGAGGGUCAAAUGCCACCAUUCCGAGUCGGGGUUUGGCCCCUUCACCUUCAUGGCCCUGGCUACAGCUUUUGCUCCACCCUUUUGUUGGUAUUUCACGUGCCAUGAAGUGCUUGGUGGUUCUGGGUUGGGUGCCUCAGGCUUGCAUCUGCUGUGUGAUGUCCCAGCUUUCUGGUUCCCAUGAAAGACCUUUUGAUUGAGGAUGGCUCACAAAACAAAGGAGCCACUGCUGUUUGUCUUGUUAAGUUCAUUUUGAUUGUGCAGUGCAUAAGAUUGUCCAGUGUCAAAGGCAAUUCUGAAAUCAAACCUGUGAGCUAUUUUUUAAAGAAAAUGAAACCACUGAUCCUCUUUUCCCUGAAGAACACACCUGGCACUGCAGGUUCUUCCUCCUUCACAACAAACCAUUGUGUGCUGGCAGCCAGGCCAGCCUUUUGAAGAUCAAAUGGUGCAGCCAGGGUUGAAAGCAAGAUGGUAAGGAAAAGAAAAUGCCUCCAUCAAAAACCAUUUUCUAAUUUUGAUUUUGAAUUUUUUAUCUACCUGAUACUGCUCACUUUGCAGGGACAUUAAAAUCAUCAUUGAAAAGUUUUUGUUCUUCAAGAGGAGAUGUUCUCAGGCACAGAUACACUGCCGUUAGACUUUUGAUGAAGUGGUUCGAGCCAGGAGCUUCUCAAAGGAGCACCGAUUUCCAUUGUGUGCCUGGAGGGUGGUUUUUAUGUAGAAUGUAGUCACCUGUGAUUCUGCUUUCAGUGUCUUAAUUUUUUAUACUUUCAAAUUUUUUUUAUUGAAUACUUGAGAUGUACUUACUUUUUUUUUAUGUGACCUACCGUCAUUUGGGACAUUGGGCAGGGCAGCAAGCAACUCUUCUGCAUUCAGUCUUGGGUAUCUGCAUCCUCAGUGCAUAAGACUGCCCCUUCCUCUCCUCUUCUGCCUCUUGAUAGGAAGGGCAGCUGCCCCACCCCCACUGUUGGGGUUUAAUACCCUGCCCCCAUCCUGGGGUCACAGCAGUAGCACAGCCAGAUCUCCUUUGUAUACCUAGUCUUCUGCACUAGUGCCAUGGGAACUGAGUCUAACAAAGAAGUGACACAGCCUGUGAAGUGUUGCCUGUGACAUAAAGCUGCAGCAGAGAAGGAGCACUUGUUGGUGAAGACUCAAGAAGCUUGUACAGGGGUGUUCUUCAGGCCUUUGGUAUGAAUGUUGUUGUAUAUAGGUGUUACAGACUUUUACUAACACACAUGUAAUUUGGUAUUUGUUAAAACCUCAUUUAU